AUGCUUGUCAAGCUCGAUGAUUCUGAGGCGGCAGUCGCCCCUCCCAUGAUGCUCCGUAUCGUCACCCAAAAUGUUCGGUACGCUACAAAGCAUCCUACUCCCAAGGAGAAACCGUGGAGCUUUCGCGGUCCAAAACUUUGCAACCAACUGGACUUCAUCACAUCUGGUCAUGAAUCAGCUUUCAUAUGUCUCCAAGAAGUUCUGUAUUCGCAGCUCGAAGAUGUCCAGUCUUACCUCGGCUCUGCUUGGGGUCAUAUUGGGCUCGGUCGCGACGAUGGAAAGCGAAGGGGCGAGUUCUCUCCCGUGUUCUAUCAGGUUGACCGCUGGAAGUGCGAGCGAAGUAAGACACUCUGGCUGAGCAAAACGCCGGAAAAGCCAUCUAGGGGGUGGGACGCAGCACUGAACCGCGUUGUCACUGUCGGAGAGUUCCUUGACAAACAAACCGACACGAGGGUGGUUGUUAUGAGCACGCACUUCGACCACCAAGGCGUUGUGGCGCGCGAGGAAAGUGCCAAACUGCUCCUCAAAAUUGCUCAGGAGUGGGGCAAGGGUUCAAACGGCAAACCGCCAACUGCUGUUCUGCUCGCGGGCGAUUUCAACAGUACGCCCGAGGACAACGCAUACAAGACAAUGGUGGCACAAGACUCAGGAAUGGUCGAUGUUUCGACACAGGUUCCGGAAGAAAAGCGGUACGGAAACGAAAUCACCUACACUUCCUUUGAUGAGCCAAACGAAAAGCCAACGAGAAUCGACUUUCUGUUCGUCAAGAACCCAAGCCCCGUCACUAUUAGGACCUUCGGGGUGUUGUCCAACAAAUUUGACGAUGACGUCUACUUGUCCGACCACAGGCCAGUUGUCGCCGAUGUUGAGAUCCCUGUCUUGCGGACAGCAAAAUCGUCUUGA
Molecule: messenger RNA, 903 nt
Organism: Colletotrichum spaethianum
Lineage: Eukaryota; Fungi; Ascomycota; Sordariomycetes; Glomerellales; Glomerellaceae
Exons: 1
Coding region: 1-903 (300 amino acids)
Molecular function (GO): 3'-5'-RNA exonuclease activity
Source: RefSeq, a predicted model, not a curated record